AUGGCGGACUCUUCAUUGCAGGACCGCCUGCGCGAGCACUCAAAGGCCUUUGACGGCCUCUUGUCUCUCAUCCCGGCCAAGAUGUACUACGGAGAAGACAACUCUGAUCAAUGGAAGAAGAAGAAGCAGACAAAGGCUGAGGCGAAGGCCGCGAAGACCGCAAAGCUCGACCCCGACAGCGAACUGAACCGCAACGCCAAAGAGGUCAUGGACGAGCGGGCGCGCAACAAGCGCAAGCUUCAGGAUAUGCAAGAGGAGGAAGACAAAGAAGAUGAUGAGCCUGUGCCCGGUGUUGAGAGGGAGCUCCCCGGCCAGGGUCUCAGACACAAGGAUAAUAAGAAGCAAAAGACUGCCGAGCCGAUUGAUACGAUUGAUGACGCCAACCCCGCCGAAAUGUCCCAGACGCAGCUUAUGAGACUCGCAAAAAAAGAGGCCAAGACGCAGAAGCGGCAGGAGAAGAAGGUGAAGAAGGCGGAGAAGAAGGCUGCCAAGACGGAGGCCGCCGCCGCCGCUGCUGCCGCCAAUGAUGAGGCAACCGAGGCGACAGAGUCAACGACCAAGCCUGAGCAAGGCACACCCAAGGCGACUGCAAAGUCCACCGUGGCCAAGAAGCAGGCUGGACCCAAGAAGAAGCAGCAGCAGCAGGAGCAGAAGAAGAAGGCUGAGGCCGCUAGCAACGAUCACGACAGAGACGAGGAGUACGAGACUGUUGAUGAGGAUGAGGUUUUUGAGGCCGAGGAGGAUGAUCAGCCUGUCAAGAUCAAGGACUUGCGCGCGCUCGACAUCUCCGGACUGAACCAGGACAAGGCGGCAGAAUCCGUCAGCAGCGACUCAACACCGCAGUCUCCCACUUUCGACACAGCCGCCGCCAACGCCGGCGCCGGCUCCAAUGAGGCGGCGAGCACCACCACCUCCACAAGCUCCACCGUCCCGCCCUCCGAGAAGCCCAAGCACAUCAAGCUCCCCGCCGACACCUCUGCCCUCCGCGCCCGUCUCGCCGCAAGGAUAGAAGCUCUGCGUGCUGCCCGCAAGGCUGACGGCCCCGAUGGCAAGCCCAUCCGCACGCGCCAGGAGCUCAUCGAAGCGCGCCGCGCCAAGCAGGCCCAGCGCAAGGAGCACAAGAAAGAGCUGCGCCGCCAAUUCAGGAUUGAGGAGGACGCUAAGCGCGAGGAGGCUCUCGCCUCUAACUCGCCAAGCGUUAUGUCGCCGCGUAUCGACCUAGACCGGGACGACGAGCCCGCCAACUUCGCGUUCGGCCGCAUCGCCUUUGAGGACGGCACCAAGCUGUCCCACGAUCUCUCGCACGCGCUGUCGAGCCACAAGAAGAAGGGCCCGUCGGACCCCAAGACGGCACUCAUGAAGGUCCAGAACCAGAAGAAGCGCCUCGCCGCCCUGGACAAGGAGAAGCAGGCCGACAUCGCAGAGAAGGAGCAGUGGCUGAUUGCACGGAGACGCGCCGAGGGCGAGCGUAUUCGCGAUGACGAGCAGGCGCUCAAGAAGGCCGUCAAGCGCAAGGACCAGAUGAAGAAGAAGAGCGAGAAGGCGUGGAAGGAGCGCAGCGAGGGCGUCGCCAAGGCCAUCCGCGAAAAGCAGAAGAAGCGCGACGACAACAUCCGCAAGCGCAAGGAUGACAAGCUCGCGCACAAGCUUGGUCGCAAGAGUGGCAAGAAGGUCGGCGGCGGUGCGAAGAAGGCGCGCCCUGGGUUUGAAGGCAGCUUCGGCGGCGGCAAGAAGAAGAAAUAA
Molecule: messenger RNA, 1743 nt
Organism: Colletotrichum truncatum
Lineage: Eukaryota; Fungi; Ascomycota; Sordariomycetes; Glomerellales; Glomerellaceae
Product: surfeit locus protein 6
Biological process (GO): ribosomal small subunit biogenesis; ribosomal large subunit biogenesis
Cellular component (GO): nucleolus
Molecular function (GO): RNA binding; DNA binding
Source: RefSeq, a predicted model, not a curated record